CGAGAGAACGUAAAAAAAAUUAUUUUGAAACUUGUGGUGAAGUAGUUCAACUGCGACGAAGAGGGACAACCGGAGCAUAGGCGACCAUGGAAGCGGCUUAUCCUCACGUGGCCAUGCUACUGGUCCAGUUAAGCUACAGCGGAUCGAACAUCCUCAUGAAGGUCGCCUGCGAGAGAGGACUCAAUCAGUUCAUCUUUGUCGCAUACCGCCACAUGAUCGCCUCACUCCUCUUGUGCCCUUUUGCUUACGUGCUCGAAAGAAAGAUGUGGCCGGAGCUUUCUCUAAAGGUUGCCGCCAAAAUCUUCGCUGUCUCAUCGCUUGGGACAACUAUCCAUCUCAAUGUCUACUACACCGGCUUGGAGUACAUCUCACCGACAGUCGCUACCGCAUUGAGUAAUUUGAUCCCGUGCUUGACAUUUCUCAUCGCCGUCCUCCUUAGGUGGUUAAUGAUGGAGACAGUGACGCUGAAGACCCUAAGAGGCCGAGUGAAGGUCAUGGGGACGCUUAUAAGCAUUGGCGGGUCCUUCGUCUUCACCUUAUGGAAGGGGAAAUGCUUAGUAAAUGGCGAUGUGCACAGACCACUGAUAGACAUUUAUGGCUCCAAUGGUAAUGAAAGUGAGUUGAGGCACGUGAAGGAGAGUUGGCUCAAAGGUUCUGCCCUCAUCCUUUUGAGUAGCUUCACAUGGAGCCUAUGGCUUAUUUUCCAGGGAGUAGUGUACAAGGACUAUCCAGCUCAAUUAUCUCUCAACGCCUUGAUUUGCCUCUUCGCCACAUUUCAAUCUUCGAUCCUUGCCCUCUUCUUCGCGCGGGACCCGAGCCUGUGGAAGCUCGAGUGGAAUGUCCAGCUCUGGACUAUCAUCUACUGUGGAGUGGUAAUAGCGGCACUGGUGAACAAUCUACUAAUGUGGGGCAUCAGCCGCAAGGGACCGGUAUUUGCAGCAAUGUUCAAUCCGUUACAGGUCGUUAUCGUGGGAAUGUUCUCAGCCGUUGCUUUCGCUGAGAGAUUUCACCUGGGCAGCUUGAUAGGAACGUUCCUCAUUAUUUUCGGACUAUACUGCGUUCUGUGGGGAAAAUCCAAGGAGAAUGAAAUUGCAAACGAGCUAGGAAACGAGAAGGGCUCUCCUAACACAAAGAAGAUUGAGGUUUCGAUCGUUAAUAACUACCAAGAAGAUAGCGAGAAAUGUUCUGCAGGUAGCCAGGAUCAAAAUGGCGCUCUUGGAACUCAAUUUACGGUGAGAAGCUAAAGAGCAGUUUUCGAGUCAUGGAAACAGCCAUUUGUAUAUUAGCUGCCUGUCAACCUUUCGAUUUUCAUUUCUCAAGUAGACUGUAUCGAUGUCUGUUGCUGCAGAACACAAGCAAUACCGCUCAUCACCGCAUAAUCUCGAGAACGAGCUUUACAGUUUUCCAUUCUCUUUGUCUAACAGAAAAUGAUGGAAACAAAGUAAAAGCUCAUUUUCCAUA
Molecule: messenger RNA, 1461 nt
Organism: Punica granatum (pomegranate)
Lineage: Eukaryota; Viridiplantae; Streptophyta; Magnoliopsida; Myrtales; Lythraceae
Source: RefSeq, a predicted model, not a curated record